This is a messenger RNA of Phragmites australis (common reed), 1040 nucleotides long. Its product is annotated as protein-L-isoaspartate O-methyltransferase 1-like. The transcript has 4 exons. Gene Ontology annotation, biological process: protein modification process. Lineage: Eukaryota; Viridiplantae; Streptophyta; Magnoliopsida; Poales; Poaceae. Gene Ontology annotation, molecular function: protein-L-isoaspartate (D-aspartate) O-methyltransferase activity. The coding region runs from base 179 to 925 and encodes 248 amino acids. Gene Ontology annotation, cellular component: cytoplasm. The record is from RefSeq and is a predicted model, not a curated record.
CUCUCUCGUCACGCACUGCAACAGCGCUCGGUUCGGCCCCAGCCUGCGCUGCGCCUGCGCUAUCUCGAAGCCUCCCCUCCUUCUCUCUCUCGAGUCUUCGCUACAACUACAACAGGGCAGCAGCAGAAUCCAGACCGCCAAACCCCAAAAGAUCGAGGAGGCAUCGAGCGCCUUCGCCAUGGAGGUACUCCGCUCCAUCCUCUCUCGCUUCUCCUCCCGCACCCGUACCCAAUCCCACCGGCUGUGGUCGAGCGGGGCCAGCGACAAGAACAAGGCCAUGGUUGAGCAGCUGCAGAGGUACGGGAUCAUCCGGUCGAGCAAAGUUGUGGAGGUCAUGGAGGCUAUUGACAGGGGGUUGUUCGUGCCCCCUGGUGGUUCGCCCUACUUCGAUAGCCCCAUGCCGAUUGGGUACAAUGCCACGAUAUCGGCGCCACACAUGCAUGCUGCUUGCCUGGAGCUCCUGGAGAAGAAUCUUCAGCCUGGAAUGCGUGCUCUCGAUGUUGGGUCAGGCACUGGAUACCUAACUGCUUGCUUUGCCCUGAUGGUUGGAUCGGAAGGGCGAGCAGUUGGUGUUGAACAUAUUCCAGAGUUGGUUGCUUCUUCGAUUGAAAACAUCAAGAAAAGUGCAGCAGCCCCACAGCUGACUGAUGGAUCCCUCAGUAUACACAUUGCUGAUGGCAGGGAAGGUUGGCCAGAGCUCGCGCCCUAUGACGCCAUCCAUGUUGGAGCUGCAGCGCCGCAGAUUCCAGAGGCGCUGGUCGAGCAGCUGAAGCCUGGUGGCAGAAUGGUGAUCCCUGUCGGGACAGUCUUCCAGGAGCUGAAGGUGGUGGACAAGAAGCUGGAUGGUUCGGUCAGCAUAAGAGACGAGACGUCUGUGCGCUAUGUGCCACUCACUAGCAAGGAAGCGCAAUUGCACGCAGACUGAUCGUCCUAUCAUGCAAAAUGAUGUAAAAUGAUAACUUGAUCCUACUCUCUGUAAUGCGCUGGGUUUGGAAAUAAUGUAAAAUGAUGAGCCUGGCUCAUCACCAAGGUAACCUGUU